This is a messenger RNA of Elaeis guineensis (African oil palm), 2011 nucleotides long. NCBI's taxonomy places the organism in Eukaryota, Viridiplantae, Streptophyta, Magnoliopsida, Arecales, Arecaceae. The record is from RefSeq and is a predicted model, not a curated record.
AGGGAGAGAGAGAGAGGGGAGAUUGGAUCUUGCUUGGUUUCAGAGGAAGCAAUAUGGUGGAAUCCGGGUCUUGGACUCCUGGACUGAUUUCUUUUUUCCUUGGCUUCACUCUUGUGUUUGUUUCAUGGGUAUAUGCGGAGAUACUUGAGUACAAGAAAUCAUCUUCUCCUUCAAAAGUGCACUCAGAUGUCAAUCUGGAAGAGCUAGGAAAUGUAACAGUCAAGGAAGAUGAUCGGGCUGUCUUGCUUGAAGGAGGUCUUUCAAAAUCAGCAUCUGCAAAAUUUCAGAAUUCAUCUGUCCGAGCAAAUUUAAUCAGGUUCAUGAAAAGGGAUGAAUCAUUUUUCCUUGAGAAUCGAGCAUUAUUGAGAGCCAUGUCGGAAUUCGGUGCAACUCUAAUUUACUUCUACUUAUGUGAUCGGACUAAUCUGUUCUCAGAAUCUAGAAAGAGUUACAGCCGUGACCUUUUUCUUUUUCUCUACUUCCUUCUUAUCAUAGCUUCAGCCAUGACUUCUCUCAAGAAGCACCAUGAUAAGUCAGCAUUCUCUGGCAAAUCCAUACUUUAUUUAAAUCGGCAUCAAACUGAGGAAUGGAAAGGUUGGAUGCAGGUAUUAUUCUUGAUGUACCACUACUUCGCUGCCACAGAAUUAUAUAAUGCAAUACGUGUGUUUAUUGCUUCUUAUGUUUGGAUGACUGGAUUUGGGAACUUCUCUUAUUACUACAUACGAAAGGAUUUUAGCCUUGCUCGGUUUGCUCAGAUGAUGUGGCGCCUGAAUUUCUUUGUGGCCUUUUGUUGCAUUCUUCUGAACAAUGACUACAUGCUGUAUUAUAUCUGUCCCAUGCACACACUUUUCACCCUAAUGGUAUAUGGAACGCUUGGCAUUUUUAAUAAAUAUAAUGAGAUCAGAUCAGUAAUGGCUGUGAAGAUCAUCUCCUGUUUUUUGAUGGUGAUUGUGAUUUGGGAAGUUCCAGGAGUUUUUGAUCUUCUAUGGAGUCCUUUGACUUUUCUAGUAGGAUACAAAGAUCCAGAUCCUUCGAAAGCAAAUCUUCCUCUCUUGCAUGAGUGGCACUUUCGAUCUGGCCUUGACCGUUAUAUCUGGAUCAUUGGAAUGAUAUAUGCUUACUUCCAUCCAAAUGUUGAAAGAUGGAUGGAAAGAUUAGAAGAAUCAGAAACCAAGCUGAGACUGACGAUCAAAGCAAUCAUUGUUUCUGUUUCUUUGGUGGUUGGUUACUUGUGGUAUGAAUAUAUCUACAAGCUAGACAAGCUUACAUACAACAAGUUUCAUCCUUACACUUCAUGGAUCCCCAUCACCGUUUACAUUUGUCUGCGAAAUUUCACACAGCAGCUACGUAGUUAUUCUUUGACUCUAUUUGCGUGGCUUGGCAAAAUCACCUUGGAAACCUAUAUAUCCCAGUUUCAUAUAUGGCUGAGGUCAAACAGGCCUAAUGGUCAGCCCAAAUGGCUUCUUUCUUUCAUUCCAAAUUACCCACUGCUGAAUUUCAUGCUCACGACUGCAAUUUAUCUCUUUAUAUCAUAUAGGGUCUUUGAUCUCACAAAUUCACUAAAGGUAGCUUUUGUCCCAAGUAAAGACAACAAGCGACUAUUGCAAAAUUCUAUUGCUGGAGUAACUAUUUCCAUAUGCUUAUACUGCAUAUCCUCAGUGCUUCUGUUCAUUCCUAGUCCAUGGUCAUGACAGAUGGUAUCUGGAUGUUAAAGAAGAGCUUGAAUCUUUUGGUUUGAGAUAUGGUCGUCCUAUACGUGGAAAGAAUUCUUUAUCGUCUUAAGCCAACAAUGAACUUCAGCACAUUCGUGGAGAAAGAAUGGAGCUGUUCAUUCGAAGAGGUGGUUUUUGUUGGGACGUGGGAGAAUGUAAAUUCUCUGGUAGUUCGCAUAUCUAUGUAUUCUUGUAGAUGACCAUUCAUCAUCUCUUGUUAAAGACACAAUGAAGGGGCUAAUGGCCUUGGUACAUGCUUUAUUUUUUCCAGAAAUAAGAUAAAAAUUAUUUAACGUCAA